AUGGCGUUGGCAGACAGCAGCGAGACGGCAAACGAGAAGGCAGCACCGGCCACGACAGGCUCAGCACUGGCCGAAACGACCACAUCUGCCACUGACUCCGAGAAAACGACCGCUGAGAAAUCCGAAGUGGAGGAAUCAUCAACGAAAUCCUCUCAGAAAGAGGCACCGCCUCAUCCACUUCAUUGCCGCUGGGCUCUAUGGUACCUGAAGGCGGAUCGUAGUAAAGAUUGGGAAGAUUGUCUGAAGCAAGUGGCCGUGUUCGCUUCAGUCGAAGAUUUUUGGGCGUUGAUCGCGAUGCCAUAUUGCAGACUAUACAAUCAUAUUCAACCAGCAUCGGGCUUGACUUGGGGCAGUGAUUAUUACCUCUUCAAGGAGGGUAUCAAACCGAUGUGGGAAGACGAGAACAACGUGAAAGGUGGUCGUUGGCUGGUUCAAGUGGAAAAGCAGAAACGUUCACAACUGCUCGACCACUACUGGUUGGAACUUCUAAUGGCAAUCAUCGGCGAACAGUUUGAAGAACAUGGAGAGUAUAUNUGCGGUGCUGUCGUGAAUGUUCGUCAAAAAGGCGACAAAGUAUCAUUAUGGACCCGUGAUUCAUUGAAAGAUGAUGUCAACUUACGCAUCGGGCAAAUAUUGAAGGCCACACUGGAAAUACCGGACAGUGAGCCGAUUCGAUACGAAGUGCAUAAGGAUUCGUCGGUGCGUACCAGCUCGAUGGUCAAACCAAGGAUUGUGAUUCCACCGAAAGAGAGUCGAUAA
Anisakis simplex (herring worm) is the source of this 759-nucleotide messenger RNA. The record is from the annotation of a GenBank genome assembly. Lineage: Eukaryota; Metazoa; Nematoda; Chromadorea; Rhabditida; Anisakidae.